AUGUCGGACCUCAAUCUCGAGCAGGUCCGCGACACCAUGAUCGCCAUCGCCCACGAGGCGGGCCGCUUGAUGCUCGCCGCCAACCCGGCCGAUAUUCCCUCAGGCACCAAGCUCAACGCCGUCGACAUUGUCACCGAGGCCGACCAAGCCAUCGAGAAGAUGGUCGCCGGGAAGCUGUCGACCGCGUUUCCCUCGGUGGCGUUUAUGGGCGAGGAGACGUACAAGCCGGGCAUGAAGCUCGGUCCGGAGCCCACCUUUGUCGUGGACCCCAUCGACGCAAAAGGCACCACCAACUUUGUUCAUGGAUUCCCCAACGCCUGCAUCUCGCUGGGCCUCGCCAUUGACCGCACACCCGCCGUCGGCGUCAUCUACAACCCGUGGCAGGACCUACUCUUCACGGCCGUCAAGGGCCAGGGAGCCUUCAUGACGCGCGGGAAGGACACGAGCCCGCGGCGCCUCCCGCUCGCCGCGACGCUGCGGCCGCUGACGACGCUCGGCGAGGCGCUCGUCGGCGUGGAAUGGGGCUCGGUGCGCGACGGGCCCAACUUUGACGUCAAGGUCGAGACCUUUCGCCGACUGGGCGCCUCCAAGGACACGGGCGGCGCCAUGGUGCAGUCGAUGCGGUCGCUGGGCUCCGCCGCUCUCAACCUGGCCGCCGUCGCCGCCGGUGAGCUUGACCUCUACUGGGAGGGCGGCUGCUGGGCCUGGGACGUCUGCGCCGGCUGGUGCAUCCUCCACGAGGCCGGCGGCCGCAUGGUCAGCGGCAACCCGGGCGACUGGACGCCAGAGGUCGACGGCCGCGUGUACCUCGCGGUCCGCGCCGCGCCGAGCGGCCAGACGGAGAUUGUCGAGGAGUUUUGGAAGCUCAUGGGCGACGGCCGCAUGGACUACUCGUCGUGA
This is a messenger RNA of Cordyceps militaris CM01, 900 nucleotides long. RefSeq names its product myo-inositol-1-monophosphatase. Bases 1 to 900 code for a protein of 299 amino acids. The transcript has 2 exons. The record is from RefSeq and is a predicted model, not a curated record. Gene Ontology annotation, biological process: signal transduction; phosphatidylinositol phosphate biosynthetic process; inositol metabolic process. Gene Ontology annotation, molecular function: inositol monophosphate 1-phosphatase activity. NCBI's taxonomy places the organism in Eukaryota, Fungi, Ascomycota, Sordariomycetes, Hypocreales, Cordycipitaceae.